AUGGUUGUUUCAGGCUGGCUUUCUGUAUUGACAGCAGCUGCUAUCCCUACACUCAUCUCUGCCAGACCUCAUGAAUUUCGCUCUAUUCAAAAUGGUACCGGAAUCGCUGCCGACGAUUUCGUCUCGAUCGAUGGCUUCAAGCUCAAAGACCGCCAAGGCACAGUCUACCUCACAGGACUGAACUACUGGUCCUGUAUGAAUCUAGCCGCUGAUGACCAUGUCGGAGGCAAUCACUCUCGCUUCAUCACAGAGCUAGACCAAAUGCAGGCUCAUGGCGUCAACCACCUUCGCAUCAUGGCAUCUUCGGAGGGCGCACCAACACAUCAGCCCUUCAGGAUGUAUCCCGCACUGAUGGAAGCUCCCGGCGCAUACAACGAAGCCAUCUUCGUUGGCUUGGACCGCUGCUUAGCCGAGAUGAGCAAGCGAGGUAUGAGGGCCACCAUGACUCUCGCGAACGAAUGGCAAUGGAGCGGUGGCUUCGGACAAUACGUCAGCUGGGCAACAAACGACAGUCAAAUCCCCUACCCUUCGUCCUGGAAUCUGACAGCGGCACCUCAACGUUCGGAACCCGGUACCGGAUGGGGCAAUUACACAGUCGAGGGUGUAGAUGCAGCUCCCUACAGCAACUUCACAGCCUAUGCGAAUCAGUUCUAUACCAUGCCAAAGUGCCAGGAAUGGUACCACGCUCACAUCGACAAAGUCUUGAAUCGAGUCAACACAGUCAAUGGUCGUGUCUACAAGGAAGACGCUACAGUAAUGACCUGGCAACUAGCCAACGAACCCCAACCCGCUGUCGUACCCACAGAGUAUCUCGGCCCUUACUCUCUCGAACUCCCUGCUGCGCCCGAAGACCCCAUCAUCCCAUGGGUCAAGAACAGCAGCACUUACAUCAAGUCCCUCGCCCCCAAUCAACUCAUCAACGUAGGCUUCGAGGGCAAACAAGGAAAAUGGUACUACCAAGCCGUUCACAACUUUUCUACCGUCGACUAUGGCACCACUCAUUGCUGGGUACAGAACUGGGGUGUCUACGACAUGCUGAACUCAUCUUUUGCAAACCUUGACGCAGCGAAAAGUUUUGCUACAGCAUUCGUGGCAAACUCCAGCGAGUGGAGCAGGGAAAUUGGUAAACCAGUUUUCCUGGAAGAAUUUGGAAUGGCCAGAAACAACUGGGAAAAUUUUGGAAAAGAGUAUCCUUAUUUGAGCUCGGCUGGUACUAGUAACAAGGAUAACUACUUUACCACGAUUAUUGGAGCCGCUAUGAAUGACUUCAUGUCGGACAAUGGCUCUUAUGUCGGUACCUGUCCCUGGGCUUACGGAGGAUUGUACCGUCCAGAGACACAGCAUGCGAAUGCAUUUGGCGAGGUCUGGGCUGGAGAUCCGCCUCACGAGGCACCUGGUUGGUACGAUCUGUAUGACACUGAUGAGGCAAUGAACAUCGUGCACCGUCAACAACAAGACAUUGCCGCAUUCUUGAGCAAGAGCCAAUGA
Aureobasidium namibiae CBS 147.97 is the source of this 1488-nucleotide messenger RNA. RefSeq names its product glycoside hydrolase. The coding region runs from base 1 to 1488 and encodes 495 amino acids. NCBI's taxonomy places the organism in Eukaryota, Fungi, Ascomycota, Dothideomycetes, Dothideales, Saccotheciaceae. Gene Ontology annotation, molecular function: hydrolase activity, hydrolyzing O-glycosyl compounds. The record is from RefSeq and is a predicted model, not a curated record. The transcript has 2 exons.